AUGGAGGAGCCAACACCCUUACCAGAGGAUCGGCAGGCUGAGCGGUCGAUGCCAUCGACUGGCGAGACGGACCGCGCUUUCAUCGAAAGGAUGUUCACGAAGUUCGACGACUCAUUCGUGGAGCUCAGGGCGGCGGGUUUGCGCGGUGACAUGGGCAAAGUGCACAAGCAGCUCAUCUCCCAUCAAGGCCAGAUUGACCAUGGCAGGAGGCACAUGGACAGCCUUGACAAGCAUGCUGAGAUGGGCAAGCGCUUUGCGGACAUCGAGGCGCAGACGGCGAUUCUGAAGGCGGAACAGUUGGCUGCGCAGAAGGAGAUUGAGACCCUGAAGAGAAACCCUGUACCAGGACCCGCUGUGGGAGGUGGGCCUCUUCCGCCUCGUGGGCCCCGCUGGGCUCAAACCCCACGUAACUUGCGGGACAUCUUCGUAAUGACGAACCUCCGCUGGAACGUUAGGGAUGUGGACUGCGAGAGGGCGGCCAGGGCUUUCUUGGCGGAGGUCGGAGCUGACCAGAACGACAUCAGCGAGUUGAAGGCCCCCUGCGAUUACGGCAGCCUGGUGGAGGUCAAAUCGAGGCUACUGCGAAUACAAAAGCUCGCGAUGAACGGCUUGUCAGGCCAGCUUAUCUGGAUGGGCACGAUCAGCACGAAGGAGGAACGUGCCCCAGCGAAGGCGUGGACAGGUUUGAAAGAGCAAGUACCAGACGUGGACAAGGCAGUGAAGGCCGACGCCACGGUCGCCUUCAGCGACCGCAGCCGCCAGGUCUACAUCGACCAUGCGAUGACCUUCAGGUUCUCGCUUGGGGAAGUGAAGUGGGCGGCCUGCGAGGAGGGCGGUCCAGUGCACUGGUGGCAGUGCUCUCUGAAAGAGGUGGUGGCGAAG
Messenger RNA from Prorocentrum cordatum, 882 nucleotides. Lineage: Eukaryota; Dinophyceae; Prorocentrales; Prorocentraceae. The record is from the annotation of a GenBank genome assembly.